Molecule: messenger RNA, 2880 nt
Organism: Magnolia sinica
Lineage: Eukaryota; Viridiplantae; Streptophyta; Magnoliopsida; Magnoliales; Magnoliaceae
Exons: 16
Coding region: 236-2647 (803 amino acids)
Cellular component (GO): nucleus
Molecular function (GO): ATP hydrolysis activity; zinc ion binding
Source: RefSeq, a predicted model, not a curated record
UCUCUCUCUCAUGCAAAGAAACGCUUCAGUUCCCUUCCGUUCCCUCGCCCGAAAACCAAACCACCUUCUCUCUCUCGCUCUAUCUGUCUCUCUCCCCCCCAGCCCUCUUCCUCUCUAUCUCUAGCCCUUUCGUUCCCUCUAUCUACAACUGAAAGAAGCUCUCUCCGUCCCGUACACAACGCCGUUUUCGCCCGAACGGUCUCGAUCUUCACUCUCUACUCUCCAAGGUUAUGUAAUGGGAGAUAAACUUCUGAACUUAAAUGAGCCUCCAAUUGAAGAUGGUUUCGCCUGCCGUGUGUUGUUGCGAAAAGAUGGAAAACCUAUUUGCCGCACGCAAUGCCUUAAUCCGCCUCUUAAAAUCCCAGGUUCUUGGAACAUAUCUGAAAUAAAACCAGCAAAAAGAUAUUCACUUUCUGGCUUGCCUGUAUUUUCUUUGCGCCCUACCUUUGAGAAUUCUCAGCAAAAGACAGAGUGGGGUGUAUUUUUUACUUUCCUACGGGAUACCGGCAGGGUUGCUGCUGUGAACUGCACGGCAUAUGAUUUCUACAUACUUCCUCCACAUCAAGGUUCAGAUCAUAGCCAUGUUCAAGUUCAGUAUCGUGCAAAGACACCAUCCUGUGAAGUAAAUGAGGAGUCUAUUGCUCCAUCAGGGAAAUUAUGCACAGAAUCCAUGCAAAAGCCUACCACCGGUGGACAUGCUCACCCAAGCGUUAUGCCAUCAAGUUCUUGCUUGAAAGCUAUACAACCAGGUUCUUUGGGUGUGGUGGGUACACCGGCUGCAUCCUCUGUUUUUUGUGAAGAAACUACACAUUGUUUUGGGGAGGAAAUAGGUGAUAGCGCAGAAGCAAAUGUUAAGGGAAGAAAUAGCGCAGAUGCAAAUGUUAAGGGAAGAAAUUGUUCACAGAUAGACUCAGGUGCACAUCCAGGAUGGAACUCUCCAGAAGCCAAGCUUCCAAACACUGUCCGUGACCCUUCUCCUCAUGAAUCUGGAGGUGAUGGAUGUCGGUCUCUGUUACAAAAGCAGGAUGAUUGUCUCCAGAAGAAUUUUGUACGCACUGAUCCAAGUUACCUCAGAACUCUUGGUCAAGCUCAUUCUGGAUGGAUUUUUGGUGCAAUAGCAGAGCUUGUCGACAAUUCAAGAGAUGCGAAAGCUUCAAGAUUAGAUAUUUCUAUCGAGGAGCUAUAUUCGAAGAAAGACGGGAAAGCCAUUCCUGUGCUUUCAGUCAUUGAUGAUGGGCACGGCAUGUCUCACCUAGAUAUUCUGAGAAUGCUUUCUUUCGGGCACAAGCAACCAGAGGUGGAUGAUCCAGAUCAUAUUGGAAGAUUUGGCAUUGGAUUUAAGACUGGAGCUAUGAGGCUUGGACAGGAUGCCAUUGUUCUCACCCAAACUUCCCACUCUAGAUCCGUAGCCUUACUGUCGCAAACUUUCAAUGAAGACAAAGAUAAUAUUGAGAUUCCUAUUGUAAGCUACUGCAGACGGAAAAAUUUUAUGGAGGUGGACACAACUAUCAACUCUGAAGCAUCAGCAAAUGCUCAUUUGAAAGCCAUAAAGGAAUUUUCACCAUUCAAUGAGUAUUUUAUUGGUGAGAAAUUAGGAUUGUUUGGGGAACAUACUGGCACACAAAUAUACAUAUGGAAUUUGGAUAGAUGGGGUUUGAAGUAUAGUAUGAAGUGGACAGAUCAGAGUUCUCCAAAUCAGAAGCAGGGUGAUAUAGUUAUUCGUUCUGAGCGGAUUAGGUCACGCCCCGGACAAAUUAGCAAGCAGGUUGGUCCUAUUGUUGUUACCCAUGCUAUGUCUUGUUUGCUGAAGGUUCCUCUGGACUAUUCACUUCAAGCUUAUUUUGAAGUUAUUUUCUUAGAUCCUCGUAUGAUGAUAUUUGUCCAAGGAUCAUUGGUAAAAAGUCGACCAUUGGCAAAGUCCCUGAACCGGACUGCUAUAGUGAAUGGCAAAAUCAUGGGUAAAGCUGUUAGAUUGAUUUUGGGCUACAGUCAAAUAGAGUGGGAGAGGGUGAAUUGCGGAAUUUUCUUGUAUUGGCAUGGCCGUUUGAUUGAGGCUUACAAGAGAGUGGGAGGCAUGGUCCACAAUGCAGACAUGGGCCGAGGCAUAAUUGGGGUCAUAGACGUUACAGAUAUAAUGAAUGACAGGAAUGGGCGUGUAUGGGUACAUAGCAAUAAGCAAGGUUUCCAAGAUUGUGAACAAUAUGCUGAGCUGGAGAAGUGGUUGGGUGAUAGAUCAGAUGAAUACUGGGAUGCUCAUUUUGAUACGCUUCACUUGAAAAAAAGCAAUGCACAUUACAAGCCUGAUCAUGAGUGGGUACAAUGUGACCAAUGCCGGAAGUGGAGGAAAUUGAGUUGCGAUUUCAACACGGAGAGCUUGCCUGCAAAAUGGUUUUGCUGUAUGCCACCAUUUAAUGGCAAGUGUGCAGAUCCUGAGGAGCAGGUUGGACGUGGGGUGGUCACAAUCACUGCAAAGCGUUCUGGAUGUCAUUCCAAAAAGGAACAACUUAAACCUGAGCAUAUGGUCGAUUACAUGGUGGAUGCUGACAGUGGAGAGGGUUCGACACAGACAGAGGAUGAUGGGGAAGUGAUCCGUUUGCCAGUUUUGAAGAGGCUCCGAAGGGGCGCUAAGAGUUGUAAGAAGUCAUGAACCGAUGGGAAAAAAAUAGUCAUUUCCUAGAAUGGCUUCUCUGUACACAAUCCUUUUGUAAAUAAUUAUGUUUCUUUUACCUUGGAAAGAUAAGGUGCAGGCCAUCCGUUUAAAUGUAACAUGCUUAACAGAUCUGUACCAUUCAUCCAAUGCAUGACAGUUGUAGAAUUUUUUUUGAUCCGGUAAAAAAGGUGGCCAACAGUCCACACUCAAUGGUUAAAUCAUUGCCUGAU